Coregonus clupeaformis (lake whitefish) is the source of this 2089-nucleotide messenger RNA. Its product is annotated as 2-(3-amino-3-carboxypropyl)histidine synthase subunit 1. The transcript is spliced from 12 exons. Gene Ontology annotation, molecular function: 2-(3-amino-3-carboxypropyl)histidine synthase activity. The record is from RefSeq and is a predicted model, not a curated record. The coding region runs from base 19 to 1335 and encodes 438 amino acids. NCBI's taxonomy places the organism in Eukaryota, Metazoa, Chordata, Actinopteri, Salmoniformes, Salmonidae. Gene Ontology annotation, biological process: protein histidyl modification to diphthamide.
CCCACAUGCACCGAAAACAUGGCGGCGCCCACGGUCGCAGCGCAAGUCGUAGCGCAAGUCGUUCCAGCCAAAAAACCAACCGUACGAGCACCACGGCGGGUGGCCAAUCAAAUUCCUGAUGAAAUCCUGCAAGACCCAGAGUUACAGGAGGCUAUCCUCGCUUUGCCAUCAAAUUACAACUUUGAGAUCCACAAGACAGUCUGGCGGGUGAGACAGGCCACGUCUAAGAGAGUGGCCUUGCAGCUACCGGAGGGCCUGCAGAUGUUUGCCUGUGUCAUCGCUGACAUCAUUGAGAGGUUCACAGAGGCAGACACCAUUGUGAUGGGGGAUGUGACGUACGGAGCCUGCUGCGUGGACGACUUCACGGCUCGUGCCCUGGGGGCAGACUUCAUGGUGCACUAUGGCCACAGCUGCCUCAUCCCUAUAGACUCUACAGCAGGCAUUAAGAUGCUGUACGUAUUUGUGGAUAUCCAGAUGGACAACGCACACUUUCUGGACACGAUCAAGUUCAACUUCCCCCCUGGACACACUCUGGCACUCGUCAGCACUAUCCAGUUUGUGGCUGCACUGCAGGCGGUGAGUGCAGCUCUGAGGCCAGAGUAUGAGGUGGUGGUUCCCCAGUGUCGUCCCCUGUCCCCUGGAGAGAUCCUAGGGUGCACCUCCCCCCGCCUCGACCGAAAUGUCAACGCCAUCAUCUACCUGGGAGAUGGCAGGUUCCACCUGGAGUCCAUCAUGAUUGCCAACCCAGAGAUACCUGCAUACAGGUACGACCCGUACAGUAAGAUAUUCUCCAGGGAGUACUAUGACCAUGAAGCCAUGCGGUCCAUCCGGCUCCAGGCCAUCGAAAAGGCUCGCUCUGCCCAGAGAUGGGGCCUGAUUCUGGGCACACUGGGACGGCAGGGCAACCCUAAGGUCAUGGAGCACCUGGAAUCCAAGCUCGAGUCUCUUGGCAAGUCCUUCACUCGAGUGCUGCUGUCUGAGAUUUUCCCCAGCAAGCUGGACCUGAUGGCAGAAGUGGAUGCGUGGGUCCAGAUCGCUUGCCCGCGUCUCUCCAUUGAUUGGGGCACAGCCUUCUCCAAACCCCUGCUUUCUCCCUAUGAGGCAGCUGUGGCUCUGCAGCAGGUGGGUUGGCAGGAGGUGUACCCCAUGGACUUCUACUCCAAUCAGAGCCUGGGGCCAUGGGCGCCCAACCACCCCGACAACCAACCAGCUCGGGCCACCCGCAAACAGACACAGAAGACUGGCUCACAGCUUGCCUGUCCCUCCACUCCCUCACAGCAGUCUAAACAGUGUGGACAGAACCAGUGCGCCCCUUGUGGCUGUCAGGGAGAAUGAAAGCCCACCUACAGGAGGGCUUUCACUCUGAGCCCUGCUCAACACCUCACCUCCCCCAGGAGACAGAGAGCAGCACAGAGAACCAGAGACACUUCACCUCAGAUACCCCUCCAUUGUAUUUACAGUCCAGUUGUCCUGAUGUAAUGGACUAUACUGCAUCUAAGUUUUGUUAUGUUUUGUGAGUGUGUAUGUGUUGAGCACAGAGAAACGGAGGCAAGGUGUGUAUGUGAGAGAAAGGGAAGGUAUGUGUGAGAGAGAGAGAGAGAGAGAGAGAGGGGGAGGAGAAUGAUAUAAUUAGUUGGUGUGUGUGGGUAAGAAAGAGAGAGGAAUACAGACGGAUGGCCCUGAGUUGGUUGUGUGAGAUGCCAGUGGAUGUGGGUGGCUUUGGUUAAAUACAAGCCACUUAUCCCUGGAACAGGAGGAAGCUGCCAACCAUUUUACACUGUUAACCCACAGACUCUAUUGAAGAAGAGAAUGCAUAUAUUAUCAAAAGAUGAGACAUGCUGUUUCUCUCCAUUUCAAGCUUGUUUUCUUUCUAUUAUAUGUAUAAGAAAUACUUUGUAACAAUGAAGAGAUUACAAAUUCAAUCAGACAUUCAUGUUAACUUCACCACCCUCUUCAUACGGUUCUUGUCACUACAAUUACUCAUAUUUAAAUCUCCCAACUAAUAAUCAACAUAAAACUAUGCUGAAAUGACGGAAUGUAUGUAUUGCAUUUGUCAAGUUUAUCAAUAAAAAUAUAUAUAAUAACAUGA